Truncatella angustata is the source of this 2067-nucleotide messenger RNA. RefSeq names its product tubulin nucleotide-binding domain-like protein. The record is from RefSeq and is a predicted model, not a curated record. The transcript has 4 exons. Lineage: Eukaryota; Fungi; Ascomycota; Sordariomycetes; Amphisphaeriales; Sporocadaceae. Gene Ontology annotation, cellular component: cytoplasm. Gene Ontology annotation, biological process: mitochondrion distribution. Bases 169 to 1842 code for a protein of 557 amino acids.
CCACCUGCUUUGCGACGGCGAAUUUGAUGACCAAUAAUACCUGGCAUAUGCCAACCAGCAGAUGAAAAAGAGGAAAGCUGAUAGGAUCUGGAUCCUUACGAUACUUCCAAGCAGGUGUUCACUCAGCGUCGCCAUCCACAGCUCUCGAGGCAAGCGCCGUUAGACAUCAUGCGUGAGAUCGUCACUUUGCAGCUUGGCCAGCAGAGCAACUACCUGGGUACACAUUUUUGGAACACACAAGAGUCAUAUUUCACAUAUGGUGAGGAUGGCGAGACACCGGUGGACCAUGAUGUCCAUUUCAGACCGGGUAUUGGUGCCGACGGCACAGAGACAUAUAUGCCAAGGACAGUCAUAUAUGAUCUGAAAGGAGGCUUCGGGUCCAUGCGCAAGAUCAACGCGCUGUACGAAGCCGAAGGGGAGCCAACCGCUUUGUGGAAUGGACAACCGGUGGUGCAUAGACAACAGCCCAUUGAUCCCAGCGCCUACCAGGAGAGCCUCGAUACCGGAAAUGCAGCCCCUGAACUCACCACAAGCUCUGUCAGAUACUGGUCUGACUUCAGCCGUGUCUUUUACCACCCGAGGUCGAUAGUGCAGUUGAAUGAGUAUGAGCUAAAUUCCAGCCUGAUGCCUUUUGAGAAGUGGCACAUGGGCGAAGAGCUCUUUUCGUCGCUCGACAAGGAUCAUGAUAUACUUGAUCGGGAUCUACGACCCUUUGUUGAGGAAGCCGAUCAUAUGCAAGGUGUCCAGAUCAUGACCGGCAUCGAUGAUGCUUGGGGUGGCUUUGCUGCCAAGUACCUGGAGCGCCUGCGAGACGAGUAUGGAAAGGUUCCCAUUUGGGUCUGGGGGCUUCAAGAGCCAACAUCCGGGGUACCGCGGGAAAAACGCCUGCUGCGACUGGUCAACAAAGCACGAGCCAUUGCCGAUAUGUACUCGCAAGCAUCACUCAUCAUCCCCCUUGCCGUGCCUUCGAGACUCCCUUCGGGCGUGUCGUUGGAUAGAUCUUCGCCUUGGCACGUUGCAGGCCUCUUCAAUGCAGCAAUGGAGAGCACUUCUCUCUUCACCCGCUUGAAGGCGAACGACCAAGUGAACAGCAUUAGUAUGGGCCAUGCAACUGACCUCUUGAACGUCUUCGGGAAACAGACGCUCGCCAAUCUUCAAUUCAGCAUGGUUGAACCUCCCAAGGCUGCCCAGAAUGGCACAAAUGGAGCUAUGCAGUUGCCUACAGGAAGAGGCGAAUUAUAUGGCCGCAUCAACGCCCUGGAAUUUGAAGAUCAGUCAGACUCAGGGGCUCAAAAUGAAGUGUCUGCUUUGGACAUCGACCUUUCCACAAUUGAAGAAGGCAUCACUUCGUCCGCAAGCUCCAGACGUCGACGGAGACCGCAUCUUUUCUCGCAAUUGGCCACUGCACGAGGGGAGGCCGCCUUGAAGGGCUUCCAAGAGGAGGAGCCUUCUGAUGAGUAUAGGAGGUACGAGCGGCCGAAGACGCAUAAGUAUGUAUAUGAAUACUUGAAAUCCGCUGCUGGCACAUUUGGUUUUACGGUGCAGAAAUUUUACUUACAGUUCACUAGGUUCCAAUCUGAACUCAUGUAUCCAAUGCUGGACAGCUACCCCCGCAUCUUCCGGGAUAGAGAGCAAAAUUCGAUCAGGAAUCCACUGUCUAUGCGCACAGUACUUUCAACGGACUCGUCCGUCACCGACAAGAUGAAGGGCCUGAGGACAACUGUGCUGAGAUCGAUUAGCGUGGAAGAUCGGGAGGAUGUUGGCAAUGAGCUUGCUGAGAUAUCGGAAGGUUAUAAAGAGGGCUUCUCGAGCGGUAGUGAUGAUGACGACGACGAUGAGUGAUUCAAGAUUAGGAAAGGUAUAUAUUGUAUCUCGGUCACUUGGCUGGAGAUAUCGCUCGACCAAAAGUUUCACGGUUACAGUUGGUACAUGAUGUCCAAAUAACGCAAAUACCUUGUCUAGGGCUCGAGACUGCAUUAGGAAGUAAGUGUCAUCAUGAGCACUUGGAAUUUGUCCUGACAAAAUGGCAAAAAGUAAGGAAAUAAAAAUAAAAAUCUUUUACGCAAA